UACUAAAAUAAAAAAGGGUAAAUUAUCCAACUGCCAAACAAAAAUUGAAAGGCGGAGAUCCAAAUAAACGGUUCCAUGUUACCACCACUCCUCUCUCUGCACGUUUUACAACGCAAUCGCCACCUCCGCCGCUGUUGAUCAGAGUGAAUAUAGCUUUAGAAAAAUAAUGGACCGGCUAACUGUCAAUGCACGCCUCAUGAUUGUCUCUGAUCUUGAUCAUACGAUGGUUGAUCAUCAUGAUCCCGAGAAUCUCUCACUUCUUAGAUUCAAUACCGUGUGGGAAGCAAAUUACCGUGGUAACUCUUUGCUAGUGUUCUCCACCGGGAGGUCACUCACACUGUACAAGGAAUAGAGGAAAGAGAAGCCCAUGCUAACCCCUGAUAUCACAAUAAUGUCUGUGGGGACUGAAAUAACCUACGGUAACUCUAUGGAACCGGAUAACGGUUGGGUUGAAUGUUUAAAUCAGAAAUGGGAUAGGAAUAUAGUUCUUGAAGAGACAAGCAAGGUUUCAGAGCUUACUCUUCAGUCUGAGACAGAGCAACGACCACACAAAGUGAGCUUUUAUGUUCAGAAAGACAGGGCUGAAGAUAUUACAAGAUCUGUUUCGACUUGCUUAAAAGAACGUGGGUUGGAUGUCAAAAUAAUAUAUAGUGGAGGUAUGGACUUGGACAUUUUGCCUCAAUGUGCUGGAAAAGGGCAAGCACUUGCUUAUUUGCACGAUAAGUUUAAGGCUGAGGGCAAAUUACCUGAAAACACACUUGUUUGUGGUGACUCUGGAAAUGAUGCUGAUCUAUAUACUAUCCCAGAUGUACAUGGUGUCAUGGUCAGUAAUGCCCAGGAAGAAUUGCUGCAGUGGCACGGUAUAUAUGCAAAAAACAAUCCUAAAAUAAUUCAUGCAAAGGAGAGAUGUGCAGCGGGUAUUAUAGAAGCCAUCGGCCACUUCAAUCUAGGUCCAAGUAUAUCUCCUAGAGAUGUUACAGACCUAUCUGAUUCUAAGUUAGAGACCUUCGAUCCUGCUUAUGAAGUAGUGAAGUUUUACUUGUUUUAUGAGCGGUGGAGACUUGCUGAAGUUGAAAAUUCGGAGCUUUAUUUGGCAAAUCUGAAGGCAGUUUGUGAUCUAAACUUCUUGAUUCCUGUCACAUAUAUUCACCAGAGAUCUUUGGCUUUACAUGUUCAUCCAACAUUUUUAUUUUAAAUAGAACUUAUGUUUCCUUUGUUGCUUCAUUAGACCAAUUCUGCGACAAUCACUUCAUUCUUAAC
Salvia splendens (bonfire salvia) is the source of this 1260-nucleotide messenger RNA. Its product is annotated as sucrose-phosphatase 1. Lineage: Eukaryota; Viridiplantae; Streptophyta; Magnoliopsida; Lamiales; Lamiaceae. Bases 368 to 1195 code for a protein of 275 amino acids. The record is from RefSeq and is a predicted model, not a curated record. Gene Ontology annotation, molecular function: sucrose-phosphate phosphatase activity; magnesium ion binding. Gene Ontology annotation, biological process: sucrose biosynthetic process. The transcript is spliced from 7 exons.